AUGAAGUUCUCUCAUAGCGUUCAGUUCAACGCUGUUCCGGACUGGAGCAGCCACUACAUCGCCUACAGCAAUCUCAAGAAGCUCAUCUACCAACUCGAGAAGACGGUACAUCAGCCCGGUGUCGCCGAUGUCGAGACUCGGCCCCUCCUUCGAGAUGAAGAUCCCGAGACCGUCUUUGCAAGGGCGCUCGAUGUCGAACUAGAGAAGAUCUCUUCCUUCUUUGGCGUUAAAGAGAAGGAGCUUCUCGACGAGGUCGAGGAUUUAAUGCGGGAUAUGGAUUCAUACGAUGACGAUGGCGGGGGUGGACAAGGUGAACUAAUUCAACACAGCGCCGACCAGGUCAAACCAACGAGUGCCUCAAGGAUGAGCCGUAGUACCCACAGCGUGCAGUACUCUACGGAUGAUGGCAUCGAGGACAGCGACGAUGACGAUGGAGACGAGACGUCGGCAUUGAACAAGCAUCACCGACCCGGCCUCAGCACCACUCACGGGCGACGCCGCACAGUCGCCAAUGUGCGUGCUCCCACAGACAUGACCGCCUCCACCGAGCUCACUAAAUCGAUGCGCAGGCAUAGUACGGGCUUCGACGACUAUGCUGAGACGGCCGAGUUAUAUACGGAUGGUAUCAUGCUCAAGAAGCGCAUUGUUGGUCUUUACGUCCAGCUGUGCGAACUCAAAUCCUACGUACAGCUCAACAGGACUGGAUUCAAUAAAAUUCUCAAGAAGUUUGACAAGAUUAUUGACAGGCAGCUCCGGACUAAGUACAUGGAAACCACCGUCGGCAAGUCCUAUACCUUUUUGCCCGAGACUGUGAACCAGCUAGAAGGGAAUAUCGGGAAGAUGGAGACGGCAUAUGCCAAUCUCGUAACCCAAGGAGACGAAUAUCUUGCCAGGAAAGACCUGCGGUCACACUUGAGAGAGCACGUCGUAUGGGAGAGGAAUACAGUUUGGCGAGAGCUGAUCGGUAUGGAGCGACGCGCCGAAGCGGCUAGCCUUGGUAAAGGCCUCCUCGGAGGCUCAAACGACGGCCUGAAAGUGAGGCUGCAAGGAGACGACGCUCCUGAUGUGUCGACUACAGAGGUCGUCACACCCGUCGGCCGUUUCUCUUUUCCAUCUUGGAUGUUGGGCUCAUCCAUGCUGACGACACUGGCCAUCAUCGCUGUUUUCUUGGUGUUCCUGGCCGUCCCCAUCAUCGAGAAGCCAGAGCAACAGGCUUGCUUCGCUAUGCUCAUCUUUGUCAGCUUGCUAUGGGCUACCGAGGCCAUCCCCCUCUUUGUCACGUCACUGCUUGUUCCAUUUCUCUGCGUCGUUCUCAGGGUGGUGCGGUCUGACGAGGCGCCGCAUCGGAGACUGAACGCGCACGAUGCUACGAACUAUGUGUUCUCGGCUAUGUGGACGCCUGUCAUCAUGUUGCUCCUCGGUGGGUUUACCGUUGCCGCGGCUUUGUCGAAGUGUAGGAUUGAUAAGCGCAUCGCCACGUUCGUCUUGAGCAAGGCUGGCACACGUCCGCGGACGGUGCUCAUCGCCAACAUGUUUGUCGCUGCAUUUGCGAGCAUGCUCGUCAGUAAUGUUGCUGCACCAGUUCUCUGCUUUAGUAUCAUCGAGCCAAUGUUGCGCAACCUGCCGCAUGGCUCGAACAUGUCUAAAUCUGUCAUCAUGGGAAUAGCGCUCGCCUCUAAUAUCGGCGGCAUGCUGUCACCUAUCGCGUCACCGCAGAAUGUGGUGGCGUUGGGCAUCAUGGAACCCCCACCAACAUGGGGCCAGUGGCUGUUCAUCGUAAUUCCGGUCGGCAUCGUGUCACUCUUCCUCAUAUGGAUUCUGCUGUUGCUUACUUUCAAGCCUGGCAAAGGUACAGUCAUUAUUCCUAUCCGCUCUGUUAGAGAGGAGUUCACGGGCCUGCAGUGGUUUGUCUCCUUCAUCUGCUUAGCGACCAUCGGUCUCUGGUGUGCAAGCCACGCACUCGAAGCAACGUUCGGCCAUAUGGGUGUCAUUGCUAUUCUUCCCAUUGUCAUAUUCUUUGGCACUGGGAUCCUUACUAAGGAGGACUUCAACAACUUCCCCUGGACUAUCAUCAUCCUGGCAGCGGGUGGCCUCGCGCUUGGCAAGGCCGUCGAGUCAUCGGGCCUACUUCACACGGUCGCGAGCAAGAUCUCGACAUCUGUUCACGAGCUAGAUCUCUAUGUGGUUCUUCUUAUCUUCUCGAGCCUGGCACUUGUGAUCGCCACGUUCAUCAGCCAUACGGUCGCAGCUCUUAUCCUCUUGCCACUCGUCUACGACAUCGGAAAGGCGAUGGAAGAGCCACACCCGAAUCUGUUGGUUAUGGCGACGACGCUCAUGUGCAGCGCAGCCAUGGGUCUUCCAACCAGUGGAUUCCCCAAUAUGAGGGUGCCGGUGGCGGCCAUGCUCUCUGCAUUCACAGCUCGCCCUAUCAUCGAGCUGAAGUCGCGGGACAAGUCCAAGAUUGAGACCAUCUUGGCUUCUGGCGACCGAGUUCUUGUUGGCCUGAACACUGGCGCUCUCCGCGUAUAUCGCCUGAACGAGCUGCCUGCCUCUUCGACACCGCCUUCCAACGACAGCCCGCCAUCCCUUCCAGACAGCCAGCAACCUACGCAGUCGCAAUCCUCCGCCUCCGCCUCUUAUUCUCAUUCUCAAGCCGCGUCGCAGCCGGCCGCCCCAAAGAAACCUACCGAUCUUUUACGUGAAGUGGAACGGUUCUCGACUCGCGCUAUCGACCAGCUCGCCAUCAUCAAAGAAGCCAAUACUCUCGUCUCCCUCUCCAAUUACCACAUCUCUUUCCACGAUCUUCAGACUUACGAGCUGAUCGAGACGAUUCCGCGAACCAAAAAUGCCACCUGCUUCGCUGUCACAAGCAAUAUCGUCAAGGAUCCUGCCACGGGCAUCCCUGAGAUUACCAGCCGCCUCGCCGUCGCGGUCAAGAGACGUCUGUUGCUAUGGAGUUGGCACGACAGUGAGCUCCACGAGGAUGUCACGGAGGUAGUGCUAUCGGAAGCCAUCCGCACCGUUACCUGGGCUAGCGCUACCAAAGUCGUAUGUGGCAUGAACGCUGGCUAUAUGCUAGUCGACGUAACCACCUCCGAGACCCAGGAAAUAGCAGGAGUUGGUGCUGCCGCUGCUGGUGGGCAAGGCAGUCGCUUUGGCGCUGCGAGCAUGGGCUACAUGGGUUUAGGAGGAUACGUGCCGAAACCGCUUGCUGCGCGAUUGGCGGAGGGUGAGAUGUUGCUCGCCAAAGACAUACAUUCACUCUUCAUUGACACUGAUGGAAAGCCUCUUGAAAAACGCCAGGUUCCCUGGCAGAGCGCCCCUGAGAGCAUCGGGUACAGCUACCCCUACAUGCUUGCUCUUCAGCCGCCAUCCAAGGGUUCAUUAGAGGUUCGCAACCCUGAGACUCUCAAUCUCCUGCAGACUAUUGAGCUCCCUGGUGCCGCACAACUACACUUCCCGCCUCCCAAUGUAAGUCUCGCGCACGCUGGAAAAGGCUUUCACAUCAGUAGCGACCGUGUCGUGUGGAAGAUGGACGCGACAGAUUAUGAUACCCAGGUGCAGGGGCUUAUCGAGAAAGCCCAGUACGAUGAGGCUAUCAGCGUGCUGAGCAUGUUGGAAGACGCGCUCCUAAAGAAUAAAGUUGGAACAACACGUGAAGUGAAGAUGCUUAAGGCAGAAACCCUCUUUAAACAGAGAAAAUUCCGACAAAGCUUAGAUUUGUUCAACGAGGACGACGUGCACGCCCCUCCAGAGAGGGUUCUUAGGCUAUAUCCAAGAGUCAUCGCCGGGGAACUUUCUGUUGAGAGUGACGAGGAAGGGGAGACGACGGGGACAGAAGAUGGGGACAAUGACCGAGACAACGAUGAAGCUAGUGCCAACGGUGAAAAGGGCGCAAAAGCUAAUGUAACCACAAAUGCUGCCUCGCCAGUCAAAAUGCCUGGAUCGGGAGGCUUCGCGAAGUACUGGAUAGGCGGUGGUCAUCGGAAAAUCGAUUCCGAUGCUGCCUCUAUUGCGUCCUCGAAGCUCAAUGUAACCGAUAAUGAUGAUGCUGCUAGUAUCAAACCCAAGCCAAGGGGCGCGGAAGAUAGUGGACGUUUAGAAGGAAAAGACUUAAUCCAAGCGGUGCGAGAACUCAAUAGCUUCCUGGCUGGUACCAGAGCCCGUCUUCAGCGGGUUAUCGAUCCAGAGACGGGUAGGCUCCGGCCACGUAAGACCACGCCUGGCUUGGCCCAGCCGUCAAGCACCGACGAAAACCUAGAUGCACUACUGACUGAUACUCGCUCUGAAACGGAUGAGCAACUGGAGCAAGAGCUUCGACGUACCUUCACCCUUGUUGACACCACCCUAUUCCGCGGCUACAUGUUAUGUCAGCCCUCGCUGGUCCAGCCCCUGUUCCGCAUCCCAAACUUCUGUGACCCGGCCGUGGUAAACGAAAAGCUUCUCGAGCACAAUCGUUAUAAUGAGCUAGUAGACUUUUUCUACGGCAAGAAGCUUCAUAGAGAUGCCUUGACAUUGCUUCGGAGGUUUGGCGACGCCGCUUCUGAUGGAGAGACGACCAGGCUCAAGGUCAACGGACACGAGGAGGCCGAGGUUGAAAUCCCUGAGCAGCUUCGAGGACCUCGGAGGACGGUUGGCUAUCUCCAAAGCUUGCCGCCUGAGAUGAUAGAUCUUAUCUUGGAAUUUGCGGAUUGGGUUCUUAGGCGGGAUCCUGAACUGGGGAUGGAGAUCUUUCUUGCCGAUAGCGAGAAUGCCGAAACGCUGCCACGUGAGAAAGUCGUCAACUACCUGGCUGGUAUCAACGUCGAGCUCGAGAUCCAAUAUCUAGAACACAUCAUUGAUGAGUUAGGGGAUGGGACGCCGGAAUUUCACAAUCGGUUGGUUGAGCUGCUGGUCAACUCUCUACGAGAUAAUAAAACUCGGAAUGGCCAAUGGGGGGAGAGGCUCCAGAAGUUGGUGACGUUCUUGAAGGAAACUCAUACGUAUGGUCUGACUCGGGCUUUCGGCAUGAUUCCUCGAGACGAUCCGGCUUUCUACGAGGCGCAAGCUGUAGUGCUCAGUAAUAUGGGCAACCAUAAGCAAGCACUUGAAAUAUACGUCUUCAAGAUGCAGGACUACGUAAAAGCAGAAGAUUCAGCAGAUAGCCCUGCAGUGGACCAGGCCGAGCCGGACGACGACGCCCCAUCCUCCAUCUACCACACUUUACUGUCCCUCUACCUGACGCCGCCGCAGCCGCACAAGCAGAACCUAGACCCGGCCUUAUCUCUCCUCUCGCGACACGGCUCCCGCUUACCAGCGACCUCGACGCUGUCCCUUAUCCCCAAUACCCUCCCCAUAGCGGACCUGGAGUCGUACUUUCGCGGACGCAUACGCGCGGCCAAUAGCGUGGUAUCGGAAACGCGCAUUGUGGAAGCCCUCCGGAAGACGCAGCUCGUUAAUACGCAGGCGCGCCUGUUGUUCGGCGAUGAAGUAAGUGGCGGGCAAGCAGGAGGCGGUGGACGCAAUAGACGUGUUGUCAUACCCGAGGAAAGGGUCUGCGGUGUCUGCCACAAGAGGUUGGGGAAUACCGUUGUGGCCGUCCUGCCUGAUAAUAGCGUUUUGCAUUAUGGUUGUCUAGGCAAGGGGAAAGGGAAAGUGCGAAGUGCUAGUCGUCCGCGUGUUCAUGCGGGGUCUUGGGGGAGACAUGGCUAG
This is a messenger RNA of Xylaria bambusicola, 5691 nucleotides long. RefSeq names its product SPX domain-containing protein. Gene Ontology annotation, biological process: endosomal vesicle fusion; vesicle-mediated transport; autophagy. NCBI's taxonomy places the organism in Eukaryota, Fungi, Ascomycota, Sordariomycetes, Xylariales, Xylariaceae. Gene Ontology annotation, cellular component: fungal-type vacuole membrane; cytoplasm. The coding region runs from base 1 to 5691 and encodes 1896 amino acids. The transcript is spliced from 8 exons. The record is from RefSeq and is a predicted model, not a curated record.